AUGGCUAAAGGUAAUUCAUCAUCUAAACCAUCACCAAAAGAGCAACCUACCGAUAAAAAAGGAAGCGAUAAAAGUGGUAAAGAUAAAGGCGCCUCAAGCAAUGCGAAAAACUCAAAAGACGAUAAAGAUUCAACAAAAAAUAAAGCACCUGUUGCUAAAGGUGGUAAAGAUAAAGGCGCCGAUGCCCCAAUUGCACCACCUGUUCAAGAAAAACCAAGAUGGACUGGUAAAACUCCAGUACAAUAUUUGAAUGAAUAUUGUCAAAAAAAUCAAAUGGAUAAACCAAUAUUUCAAGAGUCGAAAUGUAAACCGGGCAAAUUUAAGUAUCAAGUGACUUUAACAUUUGAGGGUAAAAAGAAACAAAAAACUCAAAAAUCAUAUACAACAGAUACACCAUUUGAAAGCGUACAAGAGGCAAGAGCGUAUUCAGCACUAGUUGCACUUUAUGAUUUAUGUGCCAAUACAACAAUUUAUAAACUAUUCCCACCAGAGUUUACUAGUUACUGGCAACAGUUGGACCAAGUUGCAAAAGUUGAGGCGGAAAAAAUGAAAAUAGAGCAAGAAGAGCAACAAAAACUCGAGCAAACUCAAGAAAAACCUCCAUCACAUACACAAGUUAUUCCACAAAUUCAUUUAUCAGAGGAGUCUAUGAGAAUUGUACACUCAUUGGUAUUGGAGCUAGGUAUUGGCAGUUCUGGUGCAAAAGAUCAACAAUCAUUUGAAGAAAGAAAACAUUUGGACGAAAAAGAAAGAGAGCUUAUUUUAUCAUCAUUAGUUGAAUUAGGUUUUAGAGAGAGCGACAUUGAACAGGCAUUAUUAAAUAUUAGCAACCACACAAAUAUCGAAGGAAUUAUAGAAUGGUUAUGUUUAAACAUACCAAACUCAUUCCUACCGGUUCAAUUCAGACCCAAGACUGUUGGUUUAGAAAAAAAGGGCGGUGCUACCAGCGACCAAAUAUUACCAACUACCAUGGUCGAUAUCAAUAAACCGAUUUAUAGUAGAUUAAAGAGCGAGUUUGAAAACAUGGGAUUCUUAAAUAGAGAUAUCAGUAAAAUUAUAGGCCAAUCAAAGGUUGAAACCAAUGACGAAAUGGAUAUGUUCUUUAAGGUCUAUUACAAGUUUUUCAAAUUAGAAAAUAAAGAAAGUACAUUAAAUAAGGAGGAAUCAAUUGAACAAAUCAAUGAUGAAAAGUCAGCAUUAGAAUCAAUAUAUAUGAAUAAUGAAAUCGAUUUUAAACAUAUCGAUACAUUUUAUCAAUAUCAAUAUAGCGGAAAUGAUAAUCAGAACACAAAACAAUUUAAACUAUUUAUUUAUAUUCCAGAAUUUUGUUGCUAUCCAAACUCACUCCCAAUUAUUACAUUUACAUCCAAUAAAACCACCCAAUUAACAAACCAAACUGUUGUUAGAUCAUUGUUAAACGAAUUAAAAGAAACCUCAAUUGGUAUACCGAUGAUAUUCAAUAUUAUAGCAUGGAUCGAUAAUAAUCAAACUGAUAUUUUAAAUAACAAAUUAAAAACAUUAGACCCAAUAAAUAUUGAUCAACAAUUUAAUAAUAAUAGUAAUAAUAAUAACACAGACUCACCACUUUCAUCAUCCUCCUCUUCAAUUAGUUCAUCAUUUUCAAAUCUAUCAAUUGACUCAGGUGUAUCAUCAAAUAAAUCAACGAAAAAUAAAAAGAAUGUUGAUUAUAGUAAUAAGCUUACCAAUCAAGAAAAAGAAAAGAUAAAUAAAGAUUUAUUAGAAAACUAUGAAAAAUUAAUUGCAAAAGAUUUAGAUAAAACACAAAUAAAUAAGAAGCGUCAACUAUUACCAGUCUAUAAAAGAAAGGAGGAGUUCCUAAAAGCAUUGGAUGCUAAUCAAGUAUUAGUAGUCACUGCAGAAACUGGUUGCGGUAAAAGUACUCAAAUACCUCAAUAUAUUUUAGAAUCAUUUGUAAAGAGCGGUAAAGGUUCUGAAUGUAAUAUUGUAUGUACACAACCAAGAAGAAUUUCAGCAAUUGGUGUUGCAGAAAGAGUUUCUUAUGAAUGGAAUUGCGGCGAUAAUGGUGCAAUUGGUCAGAUGGUUGGUUAUCAAAUUAGAAAUGAGUCAAAGAGAUCAGCAUCAACAAGACUUUUAUUUUGUACAACUGGUAUUCUCCUUAGAAGAAUUUUAGACGUCAAUAGUAUUGCCAAUGUAUCUCAUAUCAUUAUUGAUGAGGUUCAUGAAAGAUCAACUGACAAUGACUUCCUCUUAAUUAUUCUUCGGGAAAUUAUUUCCAAGAGAAAGGAUUUAAAGAUUAUUUUAAUGUCUGCUACAUUGAAUGCGAAUCAAAUAUCAAACUAUUUCAAAUGUAACCAAGAUAGUAUAUUUUCAAUUCCAGGCUUUACAUAUCCAGUUAAAAAUAUAUAUAUAGAUGAAAUAUUAUCAAACUUAAGCAAAUACAAUCCAAACUAUAAAGAUACAAUAUCCACAACUACAACAACUACAACAACUACAACUACAGCAAUAGCCGAUCCAAACCAAGAGUUGGAAUUAAAAUUAAAUCAAAAUAAAAUUAAUUUUGAUCAAAAGAGAAUUAAUUAUGAUAUUGUCGAAUCAUUAAUAUUAUAUCUGGUAUCAACUGUAGUUAAAAAAAAUAAAUCAAUACUUGUAUUUUUACCAGGUUUGGGCGAUAUAUUGGAACUAUGCUCAAGGUUAUCAAAACCAGCAAACUCUUUUACUGAAUUUAUUUGUAAUAAGAUUUGGUGUGUUCCAUUACACUCAUCCCUUUCGCCACAGGACCAACAAAAAGUUUUUGAAAGUGCACCAAAUGGUAAAAUUAAAAUUGUAAUAUCAACAAACAUUGCUGAAACAUCCAUUACCAUCGAAGAUGUUGAAAUAGUAGUCGAUUGUGGUCGUGUUAAUCAAAUGUCAUAUAACUCAAUUACGCGUGCAUCUGUUAUGGAGGAAACAUGGACAUCAAAAGCAUCAUGUCGUCAACGUGCUGGUCGUGCUGGUCGUACCUCAUCUGGUCUUUGCUAUAAAGUUUUUACUAAAGCUAUGGAAUCACAAUUCCAAGAUCAAGAUACACCAGAAAUACUUCGUACAUCACUCCAACAAUUAUGCUUACAUGUUAAGCUCUUUAUUGGUAAUGAAAAGAAAACCACCAUCCAACAAUUUUUAUCUAACGCUAUUGAGCCACCAAGCUCAGAGCAAAUUCAGUCAUCAAUCAACGAGCUUAUUUCAAUCGAUGCUUUGGAUAUCACCGGCAAUUCCCAAACCCUUACACCUCUUGGACACCAUCUUGCAUCAUUACCAGUCGAUGUAUAUAUAGGUAAAAUGCUAUUGUUUGGAUGUAUAUUCCGUUGUAUCGAUCCAAUGCUUACCAUUGCAGCAACUUUAAGCUCAAAAUCACCCUUCUUAAAUCCAUCAGAUAAAAAGAUAAGACCACAUCAGAAAUUUGCAUCACAUCAAAGUGAUCACCUUAUGUUUGUCAAUGCCUAUAAUCAAUGGAGAAAAGCGAUUGCUGACGGAAAUGAAUACCAAUUCUGUAAAGAUAACUAUCUAUCAAUUUCAACACUUCGUACUAUUCAAGAUUUAAAGAUUCAGUUUGUAGAAAUCCUUUCAGACAUUGGUUUCUUACCAAGUGGUAUCACAAUGAAAAAGAUGAUUAAAUACCAAAAAAUCAAUAAGCUCAAUGGAACUGAUGGCAUUGAGGAUAUUUGUGGUUACAUUUACAACUCCAACUCUACCAAAACUAAAAUUAUUAAUAGUGUACUCUGUGCUGGUAUGUAUCCAAAAGUUGGUCGUAUAGAUUUACCAGAUGCCAAAUACUCUCAAACAGCAAGUGGUGCCAUUAGAAACAAAUUCCAACCAGAGGACUUGAUGAUCCAAACUAAAUUACCACCAAGCUCAGUAUCAACUCAAUCCGAACAACAACAGUUAGAACUUGAAAGAGUAUUUGUUCAUCCAAGGUCUGUGAAUAUGAGUGAAGGUGAUUACGUUUAUCCAUUCAUCAUAUUCAAUGAUAAAGUUAAAACAUCCAGAAUGUUUAUCCAUCAAAUUAGUAAUCUAUCACCCUUAACAUUACUAUUAUUUUCAUUAGGUGGAUUAAUCGAAAUAGACAAAUCAUAUCAAGAAAUAACAUUGGAUCAUUGGUUAAAAUUUAAAGCAACAUCAGGCAAAAUUAUAGUAUUAUUAAAAGAAAUCAGAAUUUUAUUUAACCAUUUAUUAAAGAAAAAAAUUGAACAACCAAAUUAUUCAGCAUCAACCUCAAUUAUUAUUGAUAUUAUUACAAAACUAGUUUUAUCAGAGGGUUAUUUAUAA
This is a messenger RNA of Dictyostelium purpureum, 4284 nucleotides long. RefSeq lists its product as uncharacterized. The transcript is spliced from 2 exons. Gene Ontology annotation, molecular function: ATP binding; protein binding; RNA binding. The coding region runs from base 1 to 4284 and encodes 1427 amino acids. The record is from RefSeq and is a predicted model, not a curated record. NCBI's taxonomy places the organism in Eukaryota, Evosea, Eumycetozoa, Dictyosteliales, Dictyosteliaceae. Gene Ontology annotation, cellular component: intracellular anatomical structure.